Molecule: messenger RNA, 2289 nt
Organism: Metarhizium album ARSEF 1941
Lineage: Eukaryota; Fungi; Ascomycota; Sordariomycetes; Hypocreales; Clavicipitaceae
Product: kelch repeat protein
Exons: 3
Coding region: 1-2289 (762 amino acids)
Molecular function (GO): protein binding
Source: RefSeq, a predicted model, not a curated record
AUGGCGCAACCUUCGACUCCUGGUCAAGCACCGGUUUCAUCCAUCUUUGGCGGCCCAGGUGCUCAUGUCCCAGAACCAAACCAUUCAAAUUCCGCCAUCACUAGCCUGACAUUGUCAUCAACUGCUACUCUGGCACCUACACCGACGUCUGCAGCCUCGUCAUCGAACAAUACUUAUAUCAUGCCAAACUCCCCCGCCAAGACUCGUCCUGCAUCGGAUGGAUACCGCCCAAGAAUCACACGAACUUUGGGUCAGCGACCUGCCUGCUUGGUGAACGCGUCUGUGACGUACUGUGGAAAUAACCAAAUAUAUGCCUUCGGCGGGUUUGACCAGUACACGGACGAAGUAUACAAUCAUGUGCUUCGACUAGACCUCAUGAGCCAUCAGUGGAGCUUGGUCGACAAUUAUGGCGACAUUCCCGGUGUGCGAAUGGGUCACACAGCCACUUUAUAUCAAGGUGACAAGCUCCUAGUGUUCGGCGGCGAAAACGAGCAUCGAACGUACCUCUCCGAUCUUAUCGUCUUCGACCUCAAGACUGCCCACUGGACUCAGCCACAAGUAUCCGGCCCUAUUCCAAAAGGCCGGGCAAGACACGCCGCCGUUUUGCAUGAGGACAAGCUUUUUAUCAUUGGUGGCAUUACCGGACAGAACAAUUAUGUUCUGGAUGAUAUAUGCUACCUUGACCUCAGGACCUUUACUUGGUCAAAGGCAUGGCGAUUUGUCGGCCGGUUUGAUCAUUCUGCCUACAUAUGGGGUGACCGCGUUUGGGUUUUUGGAGGUUUGAGCGAGGACAUGGACAAGAUCAGUGACCUGUGGUGGCUAGAUCUGAAGGGAUGUCCAGAGUUUGAUUCUCCACCGCAUAUGGCUGUGUUUGACCGCAACUCUGCGGCAAGUAGAACAAGCGGUUCUCCUCGCCCACCAUACACCAUAGCACCCGCCCCAGCCGUUGGCUCAUCCGGCUAUGCUGCAAAUUCAAGAACCGCGCAGGUCAACCCACCGUCAUUUCAGUUGAAGACGUACGCUCCCAUGGCUCCAGGAACGAUAUCCGCGGUGAAAUUCAUGUUUGGACAGGCACUUCCGUCUCAAGGCUCUGGAAUUCACUACCAUCAGUAUGCAUCUGGCACCCUCCUUGAUUUUGUGACACCAGCAGCCACUAUCACUCCAAGAGCGUGUUCGCUAUCGGUCCUAGAUCUAAAUACUCUGAGGUGGCAGAAGCUGGCAGAGGGCCGAGAAAUAUUUAAACAUGGAUAUAGAUGGCACUACUGUACCAUGAACGAGGAUGGCACCAAGGCAUGGCUUCUCGGCUGCCCAACUGAUGCGGCCUCAACCGAUCUGGGUCCUAAUGGAUACGAGGAAUAUCUGAGUGACAUCAUGGAGAUUGAUCUGCGAAAAUACGGUUUCCUCGGCAACAAUAUGACUCCAGAACCCCGAACCGCAUCACGACCCUUGGCCCAUUCAAGGGCAUCUGACCAGCCAUCCAAAGGAUUAGGUGGCGAUUUGGCCAAGCUUUUCAACCAACCACCGGAAUCUGGAAGUGGCACUGACUUCAUCAUCACUGCACUCGCUGAAGACUGCGAAGAUGACGUUCUCGACUCUGGCUUGUUUCGCUCCAAGUCUUCACCACGGGAUGAAGAUUGGCUUGCUUCAGAUGUCCCAACGUCGCAGCCGAUUCAUGUUCACAAGCUCAUCCUGCAAGCACGCUGGCCUCACUUUGCACGGCUAUACAAUGCCCAAAUGGCGGAGUUUCAUACCAAAAAAAUGCACAUCCCGGAGCCAUACUCAGUAGUGAAAGCGUUUCUAAUCUACCUCUACACCGACAGCAUCCAUGGGACGUUGGAAGCCGAUAGUGACGCCACGACGGACCUCUCGGAUGUGGCUGGCCUUCUAGUCAUGUCUAACAUUUAUAAUAUUCCUCAUCUACGAUUGCUGUGCGUCAACCGCCUUGCCAAGGAGCUGGAUGUCGAGAAUGCAUGUGUCAUCUGGUACUGCUCGGGCUUGGCUGGUGAGGAGUGGUUGCGUAAGCGUGCAGCCACAUACUGUAUGACUCACUGGGGACGCAUUGUUCGUACCCAAGGCUUCCUUCGGCUUCCUCGCUCCGCGCUGGUUGAUCUUUCACAAGAAGUCGACAUGGAAGGCCGCGUAGUCGCAGGCGAAGACCUGGAGUGGAGCGGCAUGAACUCGAGUUAUGGGGAGGGGAGCCACAUUGGCCGGAAGGAGAGCAUCAGCAGCAACCAGACCCCGAUGGUUGAAUCUGAUGCCGACGAUGAUGAGGGCAUGGAGUUGAACUGA